Molecule: messenger RNA, 1673 nt
Organism: Dioscorea cayenensis subsp. rotundata (Guinea yam)
Lineage: Eukaryota; Viridiplantae; Streptophyta; Magnoliopsida; Dioscoreales; Dioscoreaceae
Exons: 2
Coding region: 1064-1525 (153 amino acids)
Source: RefSeq, a predicted model, not a curated record
UUUUUAUUUUUUGGAAUAAAAACAUUGGGCAUGUUACUCCUUUAGUUGUUUCCCGUCGAGCUUUACAUAUCGUAGUUUCUUCUUCAAUUUUCAAAGCUUGCAUUGUUUCUGUAGUUUAUAUUUCUACUAUUUCUAGCAAUCAAUGUUUUUUAUGGCAUGAGCUUUCAAAAAUUUCUCAUUUGCAUUUCGCUUGGCUUAUUAUCGGAGAUUUUAAUGCUGUACUUUCCAAGCAUGAGUUCAAGGGUGGGAACCUUUCAUAUUAUGACAGGAAAGCCCAUUUUUUCAAAGAUUUUGUUGAUCUCAAUAAUCUCUUUGAUUUAAAUUAUUCAGGUCCUCCAUUUACUUGGUGUAACAAACAAAAUGGCCCCGCUUGUCGUUGGGCCAAAUUGGAUCGGUGUCUAGUAAACUUGGACUGAAUUAACGUUUUCAAGUUUUAUAAACUUAAACAUCUUUCUCGUGUUUUCUCCGAUCAUUCCCCUCUUCUUCUAUACAUUAGCAUGCAACCUCUUACUAAUCAAAAAGUCUUUCGUUUUAACAGUUUUUGGCUUGAUUACUUAGGGUGUCAUGAAGCGGAUCAAAAAGCCUGGAACUUCUCUCCUCAUGGGAACCCUAUGCAACCCUUUUCUCACUUUCUAUCUCAAUCUCUCUUCCAGAUCCGUGGUUGGAGUCGCUAUGGAGUCAAUAGCAUCGAAUUUGAAAUUCUUAAAGUGGAGUCCAACAUUCACUCUUUCCUGAAUAGUGAUUUAGACCCUAACUCUCAAUCUUCUCUUACUGAUCUUUAUUCUAAGCUCGAAGCACUUCAAAGACAGAGUAACUCUAGAUGGGCUCAGCGUGCUCAUAUGUUGUGGCUCAUGAAUGGAGAUAAGAAUUCUAAGUUCUUUCACUAUAUUACUCAAUCUCUAACUCACUUUAACUCAAUUACUUAGGUCGUGAACCAAGAUGCUGCCAUCAUCACCAACCAACCUGACAUCCUCCUUACCUUCAGUACUUUCUAUUCCAAGCUUUGGACAACUUCCCCCGAGUAUGUCCCUAAUAUCCUGGAGCUUUUCUCGAUAACACCCCCAUGUUUUCUGAUGCCGACAGUUCGUUUCUUAUCCACGAGGUUACUAAAGAAGAGGUAUAUCUUACUAUUCUCAAUCUUCCCACUGGGUGUUUCUCUGGUCCUGCAAACAAUGUCUUCAAUGGAGAUCUGAUCGCUCUAGACGUUGCGUUACACUUUACCUGGGAGAGGAACACUCUGAUCAAGCAUGUCUUCAUCAAUAGUUGCACCACCAUUAGCGCUCUGAACAAUGCUCAUUCACCCAUAUCUUUGAGAUUUGAUGAUGUUAUCUCCAACACCAAGUUUUUAAUGAAUAUGAAUGGCAAUCCUUCACUUCACAUCACACCUCCGAAUUGGUUGGGCCCAACGAUUAGCCUUACUACUAUCAGCCUUAAUCAUCAUGCAUUGAAUCUAUUUCUUUCAAAACAAGAACUUCCUUAUUGGAUCAUGAAAAAUUUUACUAUUGUUGGUUUCCAUUUCUAUUAAUGCUUUUGUUCCCCAAGUUUCUUUCCAUUUUUUCUUUCAGGUUUCCUUGUACCUUUCAGUAGUCCCCUUUAGCUUUGUAUUCUUCUUCAUUCAAUAAAUUAGCCUUUGCUGAGUUUUUUUUUAAAAAAAAAAACAUUGAAAAUAAAAA